AUGGAACAAAUGAUGGAACAUCUGGUAGCCGUCAUAGAAAAGAUGGACGCAAAGAUAGAAGCUAACAAAGAAAAGAUAGAAACCAACCAAGAAAAGGUCAUUGCCAAGUUAGAUGCCCAUCAUGAAAGUAUGAUGGCUAGGUUGGGCUCCCAGCUAGAGAAAAUGGAGGCCACGGUGGAUGUCUUCAAAGAAAGGUUGAACAAAAUGGACACCACAGAUUUGGAGGCUGUAGCAGAGCAGCAGGAUGCCCCUAAGGAAGAGGCUAUGGUGGAAACUAUCAGAGUAUUGGUGGAGCAAUAUGGGGACCAGCAUCUAGCCAAUAGGAUGCUGCCAGCAGCUGAAUAA
Molecule: messenger RNA, 345 nt
Organism: Cryptotermes secundus
Lineage: Eukaryota; Metazoa; Arthropoda; Insecta; Blattodea; Kalotermitidae
Exons: 1
Coding region: 1-345 (114 amino acids)
Source: RefSeq, a predicted model, not a curated record